AUGACUAUCAUGACAGACGACUUUCUCGGAAAGGCACAUACGUACGGUAAAGACGAAGCUCUGGCCGUCUGCAAACUCUUUGCUGCCUUGCCUGGAUAUCUUUCCAAUGCCGAACUUUCCGAGCAGCUCACCAACUUAGUUGUCGAGGAAAUGAUUGCGCAAAACUUUAUCUAUUUCAGACCAUUGUCUCCGUUCUCCAGGGAUCUUGUACCCCCCCAUCUGAAGAUGUCGUCACUCCUCAAAGUGAACCGGCCCGAAUUGCCAUGGAAACGUUAG
This is a messenger RNA of Puccinia triticina, 276 nucleotides long. RefSeq lists its product as uncharacterized. Lineage: Eukaryota; Fungi; Basidiomycota; Pucciniomycetes; Pucciniales; Pucciniaceae. The record is from RefSeq and is a predicted model, not a curated record. The transcript has a single exon. The coding region runs from base 1 to 276 and encodes 91 amino acids.